Molecule: messenger RNA, 351 nt
Organism: Aspergillus clavatus NRRL 1
Lineage: Eukaryota; Fungi; Ascomycota; Eurotiomycetes; Eurotiales; Aspergillaceae
Exons: 2
Coding region: 1-351 (116 amino acids)
Molecular function (GO): heme binding; oxidoreductase activity, acting on paired donors, with incorporation or reduction of molecular oxygen; monooxygenase activity
Source: RefSeq, a predicted model, not a curated record
AUGUUGGCCAACACAGACAAGAUGCUCUGGGAUGAUCCCUUGGUCUUUGAUGGGUAUCGAUUUGAGAAACUGCGCGCCAUCGGUGACAACGAGCAGAAGUUUCAAUUGUCAUCCACUAGCACGUCGGAGCUGAACUGGGGAUACGGCACCCAUGCAUGUCCGGGCCGUCACUUUGCGAGCAAUCAGAUCAAAGUGCUUAUGGCGGCCUUGCUCUUGCGCUAUGACUUUCGAUUCGCAAAGGACCAAAACUCAGACACGGAGUACAAGAGGCCAUCCAAUGUGGUGGAAGGGGUUCGCAUCAUGCCAAAUCCGAAUGUUGAGGUCUUGAUUCGAAAUCGAGUCGAGAUGUAG